This is a messenger RNA of Sphenostylis stenocarpa, 1215 nucleotides long. The record is from the annotation of a GenBank genome assembly. NCBI's taxonomy places the organism in Eukaryota, Viridiplantae, Streptophyta, Magnoliopsida, Fabales, Fabaceae.
AUGGCACUCUUGUUUCUUGUUGUAUUGGGUGCUGCCUGGGCUUGUGAUGCGAGAGAGCUGGUUAAGCGUGAUCAAUUGAGCAAACUUAGCAGAAAACCAGAUGUGUGUGCACUUUGUGAGGAAUACACUGCCAAGGCCCUUGAUUAUCUAAAUGACAAAAAGACCCAGCAAGAGAUCAUUGAUGUCCUCCACAACACUUGCCACCAGAUUCACUCCUUUAAUCAGAAGUGCAUUACUUUGGUGGACUAUUAUGCUCCUCUUUUCUUCUUAGAAAUAGCUACAAUUCAACCUGGAGAGUUCUGCCACAAGAUCAAUCUCUGUCAUCUCAUUUCAUAUAUUUCCUUGCAAGUUCAAGAAGAUAGCUGUGGGUUUUACAAAGACACUGUUUCAACUCUAUUGGCUAAGUUGAAAGAUAGUGAUACCAAGUUAGAGAUAAUUGACACAACAUUGAAUGUGUGCAAUUCAGUGGAGAAGUAUGCAAGUAAGUGCACAAGAAUGGUUUUGGAGUAUGGAGCCUUGGUGUUUGACAAUGCAGAGAAAUUCCUGGAGAGCACAGAUAUGUGCACUACAAUAUAUGCCCUGCAAAUGUUUAACAGUGGCUGGCCAACAAGCCUUUCUUUAAGACUCUUAUGGAAACAACAAUACAACACCUUCCAUCGCCACAUAUUUGGGAUCGUCGGUGAUUGGAUCAGAACAUUUGAAAUAAGCUAUCGACGGUUGAGAAAAUGGGUCCAAUUUCAGCAGAUCCGUUCCAGGGCCCAGAAUGGGGUUACUGAAAUUGCUAGAAUACAAGAAAUAACGAGGCAUGAAGGAGCACGUACCGUCCUUCACAUCACUCACUCGAAUUUUGUAUAUGUUGUAAUCGAUUUCAUGGACUCUGUAUUUGCCCGAAAACAGAGUCAAGAAAGUUGCGUUGUUCUCGCAAUGCAAUUGGUACCGCUUGUCGCCGCAGUGAGAAGGGUCACUGCUGAGUCAAAAGGGGUAACGAAUGUUGGGAAUGUUGCCGCAGGAGGAAGCAGGACAAUCGGAAAUGAGCGUCGUGGCGGAAGCGGUGACACUUCGGCACGAAAUUCAUCACCAUUGUCGGCAGCAACACUCGAUUCAGCUCAGUUCUGCGCUUCUCUCCAGUUAACGUACAUUACUUAUUUGACUGUGAAAACGCUUCUCUUUCAUGCGCUGUUUUUGAACGAUGGGGGAACUGACAUCAGUGGCUAG